Molecule: messenger RNA, 1959 nt
Organism: Macrosteles quadrilineatus (aster leafhopper)
Lineage: Eukaryota; Metazoa; Arthropoda; Insecta; Hemiptera; Cicadellidae
Exons: 1
Coding region: 1-1959 (652 amino acids)
Source: RefSeq, a predicted model, not a curated record
AUGGCUGCCUACAACAAGAUUGUUGCCUCUGAUCCACCUUCAAAUGUCAAUGUUGAACCAUCACCCGCAGUUCAGCCUAAACCUAAACUACCCCAGAUAUAUAUAAGUAAGUUUGGUGGACAGUUGGAACAAUUUAACUCGUUUAAAGCUUUGUAUGAUAACUUGAUUCACAAUACUUCUUUGGCCCCAAUGGAGAAGUUUAGUUAUUUAAAGAGCUUACUAGAAGGCCCCGCUUUGUCUAUUGUUGAAGGCAUACCAUUCGAUCCAGACAAUUAUAAGUUAGCUUAUGACUCUUUGGUUGAACGCUACACCAAUCCCCGUAUCUUGGCUUGUUUUUAUCUCAAUAAAAUACUAGAUCAGCAACCUGUAAAGACCCCUAGUCUAAGUAGUUUAAGACAAGUUCUUGAUGUGUUUCAUAUUAAUGUCCAAGCGUUGAAAAGCCUAAAAGUAGACGAUUUGUCAGAUUUUAUGUUGCUACAGUUAGCGCUACGUAAUUUAGACAAUAGUACCAGGAAAGCAUUUGAGUUAGAACUUAAAUCUAAGCAAUUUCCCACCUUAGAAGACCUUAUGGAAUUUCUUCGUGCUCAGUGCUGUGUCUAUGAACUCACUAAAGAAUCUCACAAAUCUACUUUAGUUUUGCCCAAGUCACAGAUCCCUCAUACUCGCAAAACAUUGUUCUCAUCUCACUCAACUCAUCGCAGUACAACUCAGUCUGACCGCACAGCAACCCAGUCAUCUUAUCGUCCCGCUAUCAGUUGUCCUAUGUGUAAAGGUGAACACCAACUGUACCGAUGUGAUCAAUUCCUCGCUUUGGCCCCGCACAAACGUUAUUCUACAGUACGUUCAUUCAAUCGUUGCUUCGCAUGUCUCGGUUCCCACCUCAUUUCCAUGUGCACUUCUAAGUCGAGCUGUCGGGUUUGCAGAAGUAACAGACACCACUCUCUACUCCAUGAACCAAGCCGAGUCACCGCACCGCUGUCUAAGCCAAAUGUGAAUCCUGACCUACCUCAAACCUCCGCUGCGCAUUCAUCGCCCUCAACCACCGUCAACCCCGUGCCUACUACUUCGGUUAACACUACACCGCCUGCUCAAACGUUAUCCUGUCAGUUUCAGCAUAACUCAAUGAGUAAUUCUACCCUGCUAGGUACCGCUCAAGUGUUGGUUCAAGAUGCUCUAGGCCACUGGCAAGUUUGCCGGGCUGUUAUUGAUGGAGGUAGUCAGAUUAAUUUUGUUACUCAAUCUCUAGCCCAGACAUUACGUUUACCAAUCAGAAAAUGUAAUGUUAACAUUUCCGGAAUUGGCCAACAAUCUGAUUUAACCGCAAAAGGACUUGUCACUUGUAACGUUGCUUCCCGCUAUAACAGAGACGAUAACAUUCAGAUUGACGCAGUAAUAAUUCCUCAAAUCUCUUCUGUACUUCCGGCUGCACCUAUUCCCGAAUCAUUGAUAAAUCGUUUCAAUUCUAUACAACUGGCUGACCCUGAUUUUCACCGCCCUGCCAAGGUUGAUAUUUUGUUCGGAGCACAGGCUUUCACAGACAUUCUUUCGGAUGGUUUCGCGCUUAUUAAAGGCAAACCAAGCGCCCUCAGCACAAUCUUUGGAUGGAUCCUUAUGGGUGAUGUUCCCAAACAGCCCAUGCAACAACACGAACUAAAUUCUUUGUUUGUUUCAUCUCAAAGCACUGAUAGGCUCUUAGAAAAGUUCUGGGAAAUGGAAGAAAUAAAUUUACCAAAACCCUUAAGUCCCUCUGAUCAGGCAUGUGAAGACCACUAUCAGUCCACCAUCCAGAGGGAUAAUACCGGACGUUACGUGGCCUCUUUACCCUUUAAAGACGUUAAACCUGACUUAGGCUCCACUUUGAAAAAUAGCUCUCCGCAAGUAUCUCCAACAAGAGACAAGAUUUCACAAGAAACCAGAUAUUCGUUUUCAAUACAUGACUCAUAUGCAGAACUAUGUUGA